Molecule: messenger RNA, 2253 nt
Organism: Taeniopygia guttata (zebra finch)
Lineage: Eukaryota; Metazoa; Chordata; Aves; Passeriformes; Estrildidae
Gene: TMEM163
Product: transmembrane protein 163
Cellular component (GO): synaptic vesicle membrane
Molecular function (GO): zinc ion binding
Source: RefSeq, a predicted model, not a curated record
AGAGCGCGCCAUGGCGAGGGCAGGCUGAGGAGGCUCCCGCUCCCUGAGCCGCUCCCGCCGCCGGCGGAGCUCGGCGGGGCGGGGAGGGGACGGGCAGCGCCGGGAGGCGGCACCGCGCUCCACCUGCCCCUCUCCGCCGCGGGCAGUGAUGAGGCGGCCGCGGGCAGCGGCUGGCGCGGAGCAGCCGGAGUUUGUUCGCCACCCGUCCUCGUCUCCCUGAUGCUCUGAGCCGGAGUCUCCUCCUCUCCCUGGGCUCGCACCCGGGCUGGAUGCUCCGCUCGCUCCUCGCUUCCCUGCCACAGCCGCCGGCCGCUUCCCGCCGCCCCACAAGAAAUGGAGCCGUCCGCUGCCCCCCUGGACACCACUCCGAACCCCGCCAUCGUGCAGCCCCCCGGGGCCAACCCGCCGGGUGCCCCCCGGGAGCAGCAGCAGGAGCAGCUGCGGAUCGGGGAGAGCGGGCAGUUCAGCGAGGGGCUGGAGGACAGAGGUUUACUAGAAAGCAGUACAAGGCUAAAACCUCAUGAAGCUCAAAGCUACAGAAAGAAGGCAUUGUGGGUUUCCUGGGUCUCCAUUAUUGUCACACUGGCUCUUGCAGUGGCUGCUUUCACUGUCUCCGUAAUGAGAUACAGUGCAUCAUCCUUUGGAUUUGCUUUUGAUGCCACCCUGGAUGUUUUGUCAUCGGCGAUAGUUUUGUGGCGUUACAGCAACGCGGCCGCAGUGCACUCUGCACACAGGGAGUACAUGGCUUGUGUUAUCUUGGGUGUCAUAUUCCUGCUGUCAUCUAUAUGUAUUGUGAUCAAAGCCAUCCAUGAUCUUGCGAAGAGGGUGCUUCCAGAAGUGGAUGAUUUUCUGUAUAGUGUUUCUGUUCUAAGUGGGAUCCUUUGCACAGUCUUGGCAGUAAUCAAAUUUAUGCUGGGAAAGGUCCUUACAAGCAGAGCACUGAUAACCGAUGGUUUCAACUCUCUUGUGGGUGGAAUAAUGGGAUUUUCCAUCCUUCUUAGUGCAGAAGUGUUUAAACACAAUUCUUCUGUCUGGUACCUGGAUGGCAGUAUAGGAGUGUUAAUUGGACUUACAAUAUCUGCCUAUGGAAUCAAGCUGCUCAUUGAUAUGGUGCCCAGGGUGAGGCAAACACGCCACUACGAGAUGUUCGAGUGAGGCUGCUGCCCUCUCCCUGCAAGGACUGUAAAACCACAGCAUCCUACGUCUUGGCAAGUGGUGCCACUGGUAUUUUCCUGAAUAUGCAGUUUGUUUCCCCGUGGUCUCUUUCUGUUGAAGUUUGUUUGAAUGGGAAAUCUCUCUGUAAAUUUGGCAUAUUGUGCACACUGCUUGCGAUUCAGCCAAACAGCAGCGUUUUGGUUUUUUCUUUUCUUAUUUAUUUCCAGUAUGCUAUUGAUUCCUGUGACAAUAGAAAACAUGCAGUUUGCAGCUUGAACCAGCUGCCAUGUUGUAUAUUCCAGAGUGAAAUUGUUCUCAAUGGUGUGGUAAGCCUGUGGGUAAAGAAGUGCCAGUUUCAGAUUUGAGUUUUGGAUUUUUUUUCCCCCUGACCUGUAUUUUCCCAAACACAUGCUGUAACAGGAGUACAAUCCUUGCUAACCUCUUCGACUAAGAGUAUCUUACAAAGAGUCUGGACACCAAGAGCUGUGUUGCUUAAAACACUUGAGUAGCUACUUCCACCCUCUUGUUGAAAUAGACACCCUGAAAGAGCAGGUACUGCCCUUCCUGUGAUCAGAGAGAUACUGCAUUUUAACCCCAAAUUAACUGAAACGAUACCUCUUCAAUUUAAAUUCUAUUUUUCCUAAUGAGACACUGUUCAUAGCUUUGCAUGGACCAAACAAGCACACACAGUAUUACUGUACAGACCAAAACCAAAAUAGUCAUGCAGGGAAGAGGAGCUGCUCAAGGAAUGGGAUUUUCAUCUCCUAUUUUACCAUGUGCAGCUGUAGCAGUGUGUGUGACGUUGUGGUUGCUCUGUAGUCUGACAACGGCACAGCAGUGGCUCAAUCUCGUGGUGAGAUACAGAUCUAUUUAUUAGAUUUAGAUUGUCCUGUAAAGUGUUGCUCACUUUCCACCACACAUCUUAUAUAUUACUUAAUAGCAGGUUAAAUGAUCGAAGAAUCUUGAUGUAUAAUCAAUAAAACUGGUAUCUAUUUUAUACAGUAUCUGUAAGUAACAUUUGAAAACUAUUUCCAGAAUGUAUGAUAGAACAAAGUCUUCCUGUAUAGCGGCCUAUUAAACUGGAUUCUCUGGCUAUAA